Messenger RNA from Annulohypoxylon maeteangense, 291 nucleotides. RefSeq lists its product as uncharacterized. The transcript is spliced from 2 exons. Bases 1 to 291 code for a protein of 96 amino acids. The record is from RefSeq and is a predicted model, not a curated record. Lineage: Eukaryota; Fungi; Ascomycota; Sordariomycetes; Xylariales; Hypoxylaceae.
AUGGUCAACCGUUACCUCAUUACAAUCGCUCUUAGCGCUGCUCUAUCUGGAAUCGCCACUGCCAGAAACUGCGGCGUAGGUUACUACUACUGCGGCUCCAAUCUCCUCAGCAAAGGUGAUUACUACGCAGAUAUCAUCGGGGCUUUGGAGGAUGCCGAAGAACCAACUGAUGAGGAUCAUGUCGAAAAUUCCUUGUUCCUUUGCAAAGGGCCAGACGACGUGCCGUUUGUAGAGUAUUGUGAAGACGGAUGUGACAAUGAGGGAGCGGGAUCAAGCGACACCUGCAACUAG